GUAUGAAUCGGAUGUAUGCCACGUACCGAACAAGGUUUUACAAGCAAAUCCCUAGUUAUCCCUAUUAAGCACCAAUAUAAUUAGUCAUUGAAUGUCACCAGAAAAGCUAUUAAAGAAAUGAUGAUGAUGUUGGAGAUUAUAUAAUAUUGAGUUUUAAUCAUAACAUGAAGAUGAAUAAAAUGUUAACAAAGCCUUCACAUACCAUAGCGUUGUGUUCAAUUGCUAACUUUAUAAAUGCAGCAGACAGAGUCAUUAUGCCUAUAGCUAUUGUUCCUAUGGCAGAUGAAUAUAAUUGGGACUUGCAUGGACAAGGAUGGGUACUUAGUUCAUUUGCUGUUGGAUAUAUGAGCAGUCAGGUAUUUGGAGGUAGUGGAUCAAAGAAGUAUGGUGGCAAGGCUAUAUUGUUAAUAUCUGUUCUACUUUGGUCUUUUUCUACACUGAUGGUACCUUUUUGUGCUCCGUCUAUUAACCUGUUGAUAUUUUCUAGAGUUUUACUCGGACUUGGAGAAGGGCUAGGUCUUCCAACAAUUUUCCACAUUUUUGCUCACACGAUUCCUGGAGAAGAAAGAUCUAGAGCAUUUGGUUACCUUGUAGCUUGUGGAUCAAUAGGUCAAACAGUGGCUUCUGUGAUAUUACCACAUAUGUCCUGGCCUUGGAUGUUCUAUUUGUUUGGUUUUAUGGGUAUUUUCUGGGUAUUAGCUUGGGCAGUUUUAUACCAAGAAGCCAGAACAUCAACAGAAGAAGAAUUUAUUGAACCUCCAAAAGUAUCUAAUACCAACGUAUCGUGGAGAGAAUUUUUAUGUCAUUGGCCUCUGUGGUCCAUUUAUAUAGCACACUUUAGUAUGAACUGGUCAAAUUAUAUUAUAAUGCAGUGGUUACCAACAUAUAUGAGAAGAACGUUAGGUGCUAAUCAAAGUUCUAUAAUGUUUACCGCUGUACCAUAUGUCAUGAAUUCAUUAGUAGGUGUUGUUGCUGGUCACUUUGCAGAUUCAUUAAUAAUAAAACAUAAAUGGACGGUGGUGUCAGUGAGAAGGUUAAUGACAAGUAUUGGUCUGUUAGGACCAGGAUUAUUUAUUUUGUUUUUUAGUGCUGUUGAUAAUCUUCCAUUAGCUGUUUUCUUUGUAUCUUUAUCACUUGGAUUAAGUGCAUGUAAUUCAUCGGGUCACUUAAGUAACCAUGCAGAGAUCGCACCUAAUCAUGCUGGUAUUACGUUUGCCAUAUCCAAUACAUUGGCCACUAUUCCAGGUAUUUUAUGUGGACCAUUAACAGCAGAGUUAGUUUCACAAAGUCAUGGACGAUGGUUUCCUGUAUUUAUCAUAGCAGCAGGAGUAAACUUUGUUGGUGCUAUCAUAUAUUUAAGUCAAAGUGCUGCUAGUCAAGUGUUAUAGUAUUUAACUAAACAAUUUUAGUUAUUUGUGAUAUCUGAUUUCCCCAUGAAUUUAUGGUUGUAAGAUUUUGGAUUUUUAUUUUGGGGCCAAAAGAACAUAUUUUUUCUAGAGAAAAGUUUCAAACUGUCAAAAUACAUGUUUCGCCUGGCUGGUCAUUUUGUAAUUGAGUGUUGUUUUAAUUCCUUGUCAGAAGGCAAUGCCUGUGCGGUGGAGAAUCAAGCAAUUGUAGAGUAAGAAAUAAUAUGGUUUCCACAAAGUGUGAAUACUAAUAUGGUUUACACAAAGUGUGAAUUCUUGAGAUUAUGAGUGAGAAUUGUUCAUGAUGCCUUUUUCUUUUCUGGAUAAUUUUAUGUCGUUUUAUUUAAUUAUUUGCCAUCAUAAAUUUUUGUUUUAAAUGUUUAAAGAAUCAUGUUAAAAAUCUCAUUUUUUUUUGUCAUUAAACAUUGGUAAGAGAAACAAAUUAAAUUCUAAAACAACUAGUAUCUAAUGGCUGUUUCAUUAAAACAUAUACUGUAAAUUCAGAAAUUAUUGCGUGCAUUUAUUAUUGCGAUUUUGUCAUUUAAGACUAAAAUGCGAUUUUAAUUUUUGCGAUAUUUAGAAAAAUCCUAUAUAAUUCAUAUAAAAAAUUUCAAAAUGCGAGUUUAAAUUAUUGCGAUUAUAACCCUGUAGCAAUUUUCGCAAUAAUAAAAACAUCGCAAUAAUUUCUGAAUUUACAGUAUUGG
Mytilus californianus (California mussel) is the source of this 2110-nucleotide messenger RNA. RefSeq names its product sialin-like. Gene Ontology annotation, biological process: monoatomic anion transport; transmembrane transport. The transcript has 9 exons. Bases 165 to 1388 code for a protein of 407 amino acids. NCBI's taxonomy places the organism in Eukaryota, Metazoa, Mollusca, Bivalvia, Mytilida, Mytilidae. The record is from RefSeq and is a predicted model, not a curated record. Gene Ontology annotation, molecular function: transmembrane transporter activity.